GACAUUAGGCUAUGGGACUCUUAUAAGACUAUUAUCUAUCUCUAUAUCUAUAGCCCACAAACAUGUAUUUGGGAGGAUUUUAACGAAUCAGUUUUAUCCGUGAGACCAAAUUCAGGGCACAAAUGUUCCAUAAUCUAAAACCUGUCCCUCUAGCGGUGGGCAGAGAGUGUGACAGCUCAGUGCUGCAGCGGUGAACCGUUCAGCCGCUUCUUCCUGUCGUUCAGACAGAGGGAGAGAGAGGGGGGAAGGACGCACAAUGGCGACCGUGCAGUGCCCCAAUUGCACGGCCGAAAGGAAAGGGUUUCGGCGGGAACUUGAUUCUUGGCGAUACAAACUGAUACACUGCGUUGGGUUUGAAAGCAUUCUGGAGGGAAUCUAUGGCCCGCUGCUGCUGAGGGACCUCAAUUUAUUUGAUGACUGUGAACCUGAAGAAGUGGAUGACUGGUCUCAAGAAACAAGUUGCUCUCAAUGUUCAUUCUGCAACCUUCCCCUGGACAAACUCAGCAGUGAGCAAGUACCUGCAGCCACGUCGCCCCUCUCCUCCCCCUCUGACUACUCUCCCUGUCAGGCUCCAACCCUCUCUGAGAGCAGCCAAUCAGCGCACAGGUUCCUCCAAGCUGUGUUUAACAAGAAAGAUGUGUCCCCAGGCUGUGAUUCCAACAUCCCUCGUGUUGCCCAGGAGCUAAUGAAGAAGAUGAUACAUCAGUUUGCCUUGGAGUACGCGUCCAAGUGCCUACUCCACACUAGUACAAAUGGUGUUAGAACAAGGACCUCAUCGCCGUUGUCAGAAACAUCAGAUGCCCCUCUGGACCUCACAGUGAGCCGAACUGGGGAGGAAAAAGAGAGUGGAAGUGACCCAGAUGGCGUGCUCGACCUCUCCAACAGGAACUCUGCCUGCUUAGCAACUUCAUCAACAUCAUCUAAUCACAAGGCCUCAGGCUCCCUGCUGCUGUCAUUUAUGGAAGAAUCGGUGGAUCUGGGACAGCGAGGGACUAAGUGUCGCCAGAGUUCUGCAUUGGGUGCAGUUCUCAGCUCGCUCUGCUCAGCACACCAUUCCUUACUCUACCAGAUUCUGAAGCUGGCACGCCAGGAAAAAUUGCUGCUGUUCCUAAAUCACAGACCUGUAGAUCAAACUGAAUCUCACUGCUGUCAUUGUGGCGUAAACCAACAGGAUAUCGUUACCCCUAAUGCAGUCUCAUUUAGUGAAUGUAAAGCCAAUAACGGCAGCCCAUACUACCCUUUAAUCGAUUGUGAUCAUCAAGGUCACGGCAGCACAAUGUAUCAUCCAGGAGACCCCAAAUCCAAUUGUAGCAUCCAUCACUAUCCUUUAACAGACUGCAAAAGUGACGCUCCUCUGGGCUCAAGCUACUGCUGUGUGCAGAGUUGCAGGAUGGAAACCUACACGGUUAUGUGUCCCAAGAGGCUGCACUGCAUUUCCUGCCAAAGCCUGGCUGUAGGUCGUAUCAACAACAGAGCGUGUUCAUUAGCAUCCUCUCCUUCCUUAUCCAAAUCCCUUUUACGAUGCACUCCCUCCUCUAGUUUAUGCCCUUCCUCAUCGAUCUGCUAUAACCAACACAACCCCCACUCUUGUCUCUGUUAUCUAAACCAUACCUGUCUGACACAGGUCAGGAAUACAAAAGAAAGCGGGGUUGGAGAUGGGGAUCCUCCUUGUCCUGUACUAACUAGAGAGCAGAGCCCCUCUCCUCCUCCUCUGUCCCCUAUACCCUCAGACAUCAAUAAGAAAACUGAUGAAAAGCCACCGUCCCUCCUUCACCAUAGACAAGAGGAGGAAGCUGACCGAAUGGUUAAAGAUGGUCUUGUGAAUGCAAGCCACCAGGAAGCAGAUGUGGAUACAACUACAGAAGUGGAACGAGAAUGUAGGACCCCAAAAAGUAGUCCGGCUGAUCGGAACCCAAGUGGGACUUCAUUGCAAGAAGUUGUGAAUCGCUUCAGCAAGAAACUGGAGACAAUUAGACCUAUAGAGAAGGACCCACCUCUGGUUUCCACAGCUGUUAAUGUCUCUGAAAAGGAGCAGCCACAGUGUCCCUCAACCAGUCAGAACCUGCAAAUUCAGGUUGAUGCCCAUUUGACUGAAAUCAUCACCACAGUGCUUCACACAGGCAGUGCUAGUGACUACAAUCUCAGUGAGCUGUUCAAUCGCCAUGAUAGCAAAGAGCCCAAGUCACCUAAUACCCGCUCCCGACGUCGCCAAGAAGUCCUUACUGCUAUAGCAACACCUGCUGAUAAUGCUUCAACCAGAAGGCAAACCUUACAAAUUAAACGGGAGCUUGCCAGGUCCUACAGUAAAAGAAAGGUACCACUAGCGAAGAGGGCAAGAUUGAAAGAUGGGAAUGUUACUGUUUCUACAUCACCCACUUCAUCCGAUUCGAACCUAGUUAAAGGGGAGUCUAAAAGAGAAAUGGAGGUAGGUGUCGACUCUGUAGAGAAUCAUAGAGUUAGGGAGGGACCACUGAACAUUCUCACUGCAGAAAGUAACAGGGAUGAAGUAAAAGAGGAGAUACAGACAGUUGUAGUAACAGAAGAAGUUCAGAUCAUUAAAGCAGAGGAGAAGGAAAGGGAAAUAUCCAGUGAGGAAAAGGAUCUUACCCUUGCAAGCACUCAAAUACCGACCCCUGAGCUGCACAGCAAGUAUGACAAACAAUGCUCAAAGGGUGACAGUGUACAAACACAGGUGAUGACAGUGACUGCAACCUCAACAAAACGGUGUAGCAGUCCCCGUAAAGAAGAUGGUAGUUGUGCUGGAAGUGAUAGGAACCUGGAAGAAGCCCCAUCGGGUCCAAGCUCUGACAAUAGACCAGGUAAAGGUAAAGAUUGCUAUAGUCCUAUUAGAGAUAGGCAGAAAUGUCAAUCACACCACUCUAAGGAUGCAAGGAGAUCCCGGAGAAGUAUAGUACCCCCACAGUGGUUCUCCUCCUAUGUGACAGAGCCCAGGUUCUACGUUGCAUGUUUCUCUGAAAGCAUCCGUGGAACACAAAAGCACAAGGUUUUGACAUCUAGCACCCUAGAUGCCUUAUCCAAAGAUCCAGAUGCUGAGGACACCAAGCUUGAAUCAAUGUCCUCACCUGAGCACACAUUGAAGUUUUCCUUUGAAUCAACACAUAAAGAACGAUCUGGACCAUCCUACACAGAGUCAAAAGGUCUUUCUACAAACAAGGUCUUUCCGCAAACUUUGACUGACAAAGAGAAGAGUCCUACAAAACAGAGCCCUGACAAUAGGACAGACGUUAGCGACUGUGCUGCCAAGCCUUUUGGAAGGCUACGGUCAUCUCCAAAAAGACUACUGGACUCAAAGACAGCUUCAAGAAAUCCCCAAAACCCAUCAAAAAUGGAUGUCACCAUGAAGUCUGCUACCUGUGUUGAGAGCCCUCCCAUCUCCCAAGUCCAGUACAUUAGUCCAAUAAAGCUCAUGUUUGUAUCACCAGUAAAGGAUAAGGAAGGGGUCAGAUAUAGUCUCAAAUCAGCAUCUUCUGGUUCGAGUGCACAGGAACCCUUUGACCCGUGUGUAGAGUCUUCAUGGUCAGGGACACUUAAGAAACCCAAAAGCCAGAGAACUAAGUCUGCUACUUCACAAGUAAAAUCUUUUUCCUCACCACUAAAGUCUGCUACCUCACCUGCAAGAUCUGCUUCUUCACCAGCCAAGUCUGCUUCGUCAUCACCCAAGUCUGCUUCGUCAUCACCCAAGUCUGCUUCGUCAUCACCCAAAUCUGCUUCGUCAUCGCCCAAGUCAGCCUCUUCCCCAGCCAAGUCAGCCUCUUCCCCAGCCAAGUCAGCCUCUUCCCCAGCCAAGUCAGCCUCUUCCCCAGCCAAGUCAGCCUCUUCCCCAGCCAAGUCAGCCUCUUCCCCAGCCAAGUCUCCUUCAUCAUCACCUAAGUCUGCUUCUUCACCCAAGUCAUCUUCAUCAUCACCUAAAAUAGGUUCCAGAAGAUCAGGUGAAGGUACUCCAACUAAGCGUGGAGCUGAGAGCCAGAAAUCAUUAGGUGACUCAAUAUCUUACCAAGAAACCACUCCAAAAAGGCGUCCGGGCCGGCCAAAGAAGCUGGGACCACAGCUUGAGCAAAAGGCAAAGAGGCCAAUUGGUCGACCACGCAAGGAGAAGGCUUUGGAUUCAGUAAUGGGGGCAAAAACUGUAAAUGGAAAAUCUGUUAUAGCAUCUGACGUUAAGGAUAAUGUAAACAGGAACCUUAAAAUAACAGUAUUGUAUGGCCGUUCUAGGAGAAACAAACGAAUGGUGUCUGAGGGCUUUGACCAGCUGCAAACGGAGUUCCAUGAUGCUUGUCAAGCAGUAGGCCUUAAAAGUGACUUGGGCAUUUUAAUGCACAACCCUAAGACCAGCUCAGGUAGUAUCAAAACAACCUCAACAGAAUUGUCUGAAGAAUUACAUUUUGUCAGUCCUGUAAAAGAGUCUGCCCCUCAAUCUAGCAGUAACAUCAAAUGUCAGAAGAGGGAUGAUUCUGCACCUUCAAGGAAACCAGGUAGACCUGCAAAAGUUAAAAUCUCUGGAAUCUCAGUCACAGUAACCACAGUGUCACCUAGGCAGCGUAAAAUUCAGAUAAAUAAGGAUAUUAGACGGUCUCCUGAAACACUAAUUCAUAAGAAAGUAGUCCUACCGGAAUUCAAAUCUGCCAAAGAGCCCUGGACAAUCAGUCGUCAGUCAACAAGCAAAAGCAGUCAAACAGAAGAAGGCGUAGAAACAGAGGGUGAAAGUAAAGGCAAACUGCCAAACCAGCCUGUAGCAGUGCGUCACUCAAUGAGGGUGAGAAAGCCAUCGAUCCACUUACUGCACGCUGUUGCCACCUCCACCUCUAGAUCAUACAGCCACAGUAAUGCCCUGCUACGGCGCUCCAAACAACUUCUGCUGAACAAGGCUAGCAAUGAAAGGAGACAGGGGGAGCAAAAGAGUAGUUUAGAGACUUCAAGGGAGAAGAGACUGCUCCGUGGACAAGAGAGUAAGAACAUCUCUCAGGACCUGAGCAGAGUGGCAGAGGUGUCUAUAGACUCAAUAUUUACCCCAAAAGAGACGCUAAGGUGGUGGGCAGCAUCAGCUGAGGAAAAUACUAUGAACCAGGAGCUUGCCAGGCGAAUACGACUUAUCUCUGACACUUGGGUCUCAAACACUGUGGAGAACCAAGAAAAAGAAACUGCCUUCAGUUCAAAGACAGGCACUGACGGCAACAGUUCAUUUAGCAGGAAUUCAAAACAUUCCUCUGUGGUACGAACGCUGUUCGACUGUCCUCUUAACAAACCAAGGUCCUGUAGCAUGCCACAGCUCUGCUCCUGGUUUAUGCAGACCACAGAGACACAGUCUCUGGCUAUUGUCAAGAAGGCAAGCUCCCGUAAUCCUUACGAAGUUAUGCACUUUCCUCGUUCUGCCAUUAAAACAAGUGUUUGCCACAGUCCUCAGGCAGAGCGACUCCGCAAACACAUCAAGAAAUUUGCCAAAACGGUGCCAAAAAGUCCUUUGCAACAUCAACGGGCUCAAAGAAGGUUGAGGAAGAAAAAUGAGGCACUUUUAUCGAUACAUAAGAUUAGGCGUCAACUUUUCACUCCCAGGUUUGCAGCAAGCAGACUCAAUCAAGGAGCCCAAUGGUGGAGAAGCAGAGCAUUUCACAAAUACCGGACCACUCUAUUUAGAGCAAGGACAAGGUUCCUAACCCGGAAAGAAAGGGAGAGGUUGCAAAAGAGGCAGAGGAAUAAGAAAAACAUAAAAGUAGCUACAAGUUGUUCAAAGGAACAUGUAGUGACUGGACUACAACCAAAACGUAAAGCAUUACGCAGAUCAGCAAAAGCUCUGUUAUCUGACCGUAUGGAGAACAGUUCUGCCACCAGUUCUGUUGACCAAACUCAGGAGCCUGUGGAUGUACAAAAAGAGCAGAACCUCUACUGUAAAGCCUGGAGUCCUGAGACACUGAAGGAAUGUCGGGUGUUUCUGAGAAAGAUCAACUCUCCAGACAAUGAAUCAACUGAGGAAGAGUGGGACACCUGUACUGUGACACUGGAUGAUGGGUCACCUUCUGCAUACCUCUUUGCAGGAAGGGAGAGAGAACUGGUAGGAGUUGUUAAAGCUGUGAAAACUGAAAGAAAAAUUAGCACAACCUCAAGAGAGCUAGCAAGUUCUGCACCUAAAUCAGUCCAGGAGCAGGAUGAGAUGUCAGCGGGGAGGCAGAAAGGCAAAUAUAAAAGUCCUGGGGUUGCGUCUACUGAACCACCACCAGCAAAGAUGUUGAGACAAUCGCGAAUGAAGGGCCUAACCGGGCCAAGAUGGCACGACUUUGUGUUAGAAAACUAAAUAAAGCAUGAAGCCUCCUCCUAGCUGGGAAAGGGACUGUGGUUUAACGUGGUGCCUUUGGACAUUGAGCUGACCACGUGGACUGACCAUCUCACUAUGGUUCAGUCUUACACUCAGCAAUUAUGUAGCAGUCUAACUUAACAAAAGCUUGAUGUUGCACUAUUUUUAUCCAUUGAUAUGUAUGUACAGAAAUGUUUUUUUUUUUUUAAUUGCCUUUGUCUUUCUGAACGCGUAAGUAGAUCAAAUCAUUACAUUAAACAGAGUUUUAUCGGGAUAAGUACUUAUACAGUGAGCCCUGUCAGUGUGGCUGUAUUGGAAGGAAAGGCAAAGUGUGACUCUUUAAAGACAGUGCCAUCUCCCCUUAACAUACCUCAUUAUCAAGGCCACCACUUACUUCAGACAAUGACCUUUUAUUGUAAAUCUUAACCUGAAACCAUAAGAAUGUACAGCCCUAAAAUCCCCCCAAAUUAAUUUAAAUCUAUAGUCACCCUUACUUUGGCACCGUUUAAAUUCCAAAUUGCUAAUUUAAUUUAUUUUUAUUUUUUUAGAUUUGACAAAAGUAUAUUGAAAUUGAAUGACAUUCUCUAAAUCCGAGCCUUCUUUGCAAUAUUUGUCUUUGAUGCUUUAGUCACUGUUGUAUUGCAAGCCAGUAGCCAAAAACAUGGUGUGAAUGAAGGAAGGACUGUUAAAUAUCAACCACGUCCCAUUUUUUACCCCGAACACUAUCUGAGUAUGGGCCCCAACUAUAAAAUUGUGUAUUGAACUACAGUAAUUGGCCUUCCGCCUGUACUUGAACCAAAUAGUUUGUCAUUAUUUCUUUCAAAGUAUUAACAAUAUCUGUGAGUCUUGGCACUAAACUGCAAUUAACCCACAUGUUCUAAAUGAGUAUGUGUGAAGUGAUGAAGAAAAUGACAUUAUGCAGUUAUAGAAAGUAGAUUCUGAUUCAUUUGUUGGUUUGUGGGCUGCGUCUGGUUUUAAUUCACUUAUCUUUGAUUUUUUAAUUUUUUUUCUUCACCCAAAACAGAUACUCUGUUGGUGUUGGAUUUACGUCUUGCACUAUCCCAUCUGAGAUUAUUAUUCCCACUACACAGAUUCCUCCCCCAUCUUUUGCACAUUCUGUGUCCCACUACCAACCCUUACUGUAAAACUAGAGAAUCUAUUUGGUGCAAUACAAACCCAGAUGAUUUCAGUAUGUAGUAAAUAUUUUAUUGCUGACAGACGAAUGGAUGUACACAAGUACCAAUGGCCUGGGAAGUUGUUUCCGUAGCCAUGUAGUGAUUUUAAACGAUAUCGCAAUAGAAACUUUUCUUUUUCCCCCAACCUGCUUCGUUUCCCUCAAUGAAGCAGAAGAAACAGAUCCUAGUUAUGAUAGCAUUAAAUAGUUUUUUUUCACAAAUGUACUAGCAUUAUUUGCAAUUGAAAUGCAGGUGGGAAAUGUGUUGCUGUUAAGUUUUAUUUUUUUUUUGCAGCAAGAGACUCCUACCUCCACGGGGGCUCAACUAGGCCUACUGCUCUUUUACUUAUCAGGCGUGUGAUAGAUAAGGACAGAGAUGAUUGGUUAACACUAACCUUGGAUCAGUAUCAUGUUAAAAGGGGCAGGUAGAUCCAAGAUGUCUGGCUGUAGGUCAAAACCUAAACCUGUAGUGUGUAUUAUGUGUCCGACUACCCUUGUGUGUAUGUCACUAUGGUUGUCGUUUCAAUACAAGUGUUGUGGGGUGGCCCAGUCUUGUGAUCAGCGCUCUGUUGAAAAACCUGGUGCUCUACCAACAUGUUGUAUAUAUUUUUUUCUUUAUCAUGUUUUUAUACUGUCAAUUACAGAUGCAAAAAGAGGUGUCUGUAAUUUAAACAAUAAAGAAUCUUUUGAAAUAA
Perca flavescens (yellow perch) is the source of this 8176-nucleotide messenger RNA. RefSeq names its product ligand dependent nuclear receptor corepressor-like (gene lcorl). Gene Ontology annotation, cellular component: nucleus. The transcript has 8 exons. The record is from RefSeq and is a predicted model, not a curated record. Gene Ontology annotation, biological process: regulation of transcription by RNA polymerase II. Gene Ontology annotation, molecular function: DNA binding. The coding region runs from base 257 to 6307 and encodes 2016 amino acids. NCBI's taxonomy places the organism in Eukaryota, Metazoa, Chordata, Actinopteri, Perciformes, Percidae.